This is a messenger RNA of Gallus gallus (chicken), 7294 nucleotides long. It is a transcript of the gene TRIM2, whose product is annotated as tripartite motif containing 2. The record is from RefSeq and is a predicted model, not a curated record. Lineage: Eukaryota; Metazoa; Chordata; Aves; Galliformes; Phasianidae. Gene Ontology annotation, molecular function: ubiquitin protein ligase activity; zinc ion binding; translation repressor activity. Gene Ontology annotation, biological process: protein polyubiquitination; negative regulation of translation; proteasome-mediated ubiquitin-dependent protein catabolic process. The transcript has 14 exons. The coding region runs from base 773 to 3019 and encodes 748 amino acids.
GACCGUUGGCUUUCUUCAGGCUGGGCGACUCCAGAGAAAAUGAACAGAGAGAGAAAUAAGAGAGAUUUCUUUAGUUGUACUUUUUUGACCGUCUUCUCUGCCAAUACCAGUGUAGAAUACUGAAGAAACUGCAGCAGUCCUUUCCCAGCGUUUCUCUAAACAAUGUGUGGCAUUUUGAAGGUUGGAAAAGAAAAACAAACAAACAAAACAAGGGAAGGGCUGGCAGUAUCUGUGUUAAUUUGGUGUACAAGUUGUGUGGCACAUGGUGAGAGCUGGGUGCUGUCCUGUCCUUUUCUGAUUUGAACUUCAUGCAAGAUCACCGGAAUCCAACAGAGGUAAAUGGAAAUGGAAGGAAAGGAAUGGUCAGCAGGGAAAAUGUGACUGAACUUGAGUACCUGGUGGGUGUCAUCUCUCCUGGAGGGAGAAACUGCAGAACUGUGCAGUUAAGCAGAGAUGCAGCAUGGGGCAGGUCGAGACCAGUGCUUCAGGAGAGAUUGGAGUUCAACCUUUACUGCUCAGCAUCAUUCCUCAGAGCGCAAAAUACCCUGUGCCUCUCGUACUGACCGUGCUGUGAUAGGGAUCCUUUACCAAUUUUACGCGUGAGCCUUGAGAUAUUCACAGAUGAUGUUUUACUCGUUUGGACUACUGCGGAACUGCAGCUCCAUCCCUGCAAGGAUUUUGUCCUCAGCACUGCACUGAUUGAGCAGUUUUUCUACAAAGAUGGCAGUGUGCAGGGUAAAAGGAAACAGGACCCAUAUGUCAGUGGUCUAGGAUGGCCAGUGAAGGCUCCAACAUCCCAAGUCCUGUGGUCCGUCAGAUUGACAAGCAGUUUCUGAUUUGUAGCAUAUGCCUGGACCGUUACAAGAACCCCAAAGUACUUCCCUGUCUGCACACUUUUUGUGAAAGGUGCUUACAGAAUUACAUUCCCGCCCAUAGCUUAACCCUUUCUUGCCCCGUGUGCCGCCAGACUUCCAUUCUGCCAGAGAAAGGGGUUUCUGCACUCCAGAACAACUUCUUUAUCACCAACCUGAUGGAUGUCCUGCAACGAACACCGGAGAACAGCAUUGAAGAGUCCUCCAUCUUGGAGACUGUCACUGCUGUUGCUGCAGGCAAACCGCUUUCCUGCCCCAAUCACGAUGGAAAUGUGAUGGAGUUUUACUGCCGGUCUUGUGAGACAGCCAUGUGCAGGGAGUGUACAGAAGGAGAACAUGCAGAGCAUCCCACAGUACCACUCAAGGAUGUGGUAGAGCAACACAAGGCAUCCCUCCAAGUUCAGUUGGAUUCUGUCAACAAACGGCUUCCAGAGAUCGACUCAGCACUUCACUUUAUAUCUGAAAUCAUACACCAGUUAACCAACCAAAAGGCUAGCAUUGUAGACGACAUUCAUUCCACUUUUGAUGAACUCCAGAAGACUUUAAACGUGCGAAAGAGUGUGCUGCUUAUGGAACUGGAAGUGAAUUAUGGCCUUAAACACAAAGUUCUCCAAACCCAGCUGGAUACCUUACUUGAAGGACAAGAGAGCAUUAAGAGUUGCAGCAACUUUACAGCCCAAGCCCUCAACCAUGGCACUGAAACUGAAGUGCUGCUGGUGAAGAAGCAGAUGAGUGACAAGCUGAAUGAACUAGCUGAGCAGGAUUUCCCCUUGCAGCCCCGUGAAAAUGAUCAGUUGGACUUCAUAGUGGAAACAGAAGGCCUGAAAAAGUCCAUUCACAAUUUGGGCACUAUUUUAACCACCAAUGCUGUUGCCUCUGAAACAGUUGCCACAGGUGAGGGACUACGGCAGACUGUGAUUGGACAGCCCAUGUCUGUUACCAUCACCACCAAGGACAAAGAUGGGGAGCUCUGUAAGUCCGGGAAUGCUUACCUCACUGCUGAGCUGAGCACGCCUGAUGGAAGUGUAGCAGAUGGAGAAAUACUUGACAAUAAAAAUGGCACUUAUGAAUUUUUGUAUACUGUUCAGAAAGAAGGGGAUUUCACUUUGUCACUGAGACUUUAUGAUCAACACAUCAAGGGCAGCCCAUUUAAACUGAAAGUGGUCAGAUCAGCAGAUGUAUCCCCUACCACUGAGGGGGUUAAGAGACGUGUUAAAUCUCCUGGCAGUGGUCAUGUAAAGCAGAAAGCUGUGAAAAGACCUGCGAGCAUGUACAGCACUGGAAAAAGAAAAGAGAAUCCCAUUGAAGAUGAUUUGAUCUUCAGAGUAGGCACCAAAGGAAGAAACAAAGGGGAAUUUACAAAUCUUCAAGGUGUAGCUGCAUCUACAAAUGGAAAAAUAUUAAUAGCAGACAGCAACAACCAGUGUGUACAGAUAUUUUCCAAUGAUGGCCACUUCAAAAGUCGCUUUGGCAUAAGAGGAAGGUCUCCUGGCCAGUUGCAGCGGCCAACAGGAGUGGCUGUGCAUCCCAGUGGUGACAUCAUUAUUGCAGAUUAUGACAACAAAUGGGUUAGCAUAUUCUCAUCGGAUGGAAAAUUUAAGGCCAAAAUUGGAUCUGGAAAACUCAUGGGCCCAAAAGGCAUUUCUGUGGAUCGCAAUGGACACAUCAUUGUAGUGGAUAAUAAAGCUUGCUGUGUGUUCAUCUUUCAGCCAAAUGGGAAAAUAGUCACAAGGUUCGGUAGCCGAGGGAACGGUGACAAGCAGUUUGCAGGUACACUUGAUGGUCCUCAUUUUGCAGCUGUAAACAGCAACAAUGAAAUUAUUGUUACAGAUUUUCAUAACCAUUCUGUCAAGGUAUUUAACCAGGAGGGAGAAUUCAUACUGAAGUUUGGAUCGAAUGGAGAAGGAAAUGGACAGUUUAAUGCACCAACUGGUGUUGCUGUAGACUCUAAUGGAAAUAUUAUUGUAGCAGAUUGGGGAAACAGCCGAAUACAGGUUUUUGAUGGAAGCGGAUCAUUUUUAUCCUACAUUAACACCUCUGCUGACCCACUUUAUGGCCCCCAAGGUCUGGCCCUUACUUCAGAUGGCCACGUUGUAGUUGCAGACUCUGGAAAUCACUGCUUCAAGGUCUAUCGAUACUUACAGUAACAGUGAGCUCUGUAGCUGAAUAAUUAUCCAGCUUUAAGCAAAGACUGGUCCCAGAGAUCCAAGGCAGGAUAUCUCCUACUUUGAGUUCAUUUUUAACAAUGAAAGAGUCUAUUAUGAACUUCUUAUGUUAAUUUCCAAACUUAACCUUGUUUACAUAGAAAUUGCACCUCUUACGUUCCUCACUGAACUUUUUGUUUUAAGGGUUAAUACACAGAAUCCUCUUUAACUGAAUUCAUAAAGACAACAUGAUAUUAAACAAAAACUGCAACUUAUGGAACUGCAAUUAACUAGUUAGACAAAAAUGAGAAAAAACUGGGGAAAAAUCCCCAAAGCUUUUUGAAGACUGUGAAGGGUAGCUCCCAUUCAGAGCUUCCAAAUUUGAAGAAGUGUCAUUGUUAUACAUUAUUUCACCCAAAGGUGAUCCUGGGAAUCUUCUAGAUCUUGUUUUCAUGGUAGGUAUUACACUUUUAACAUUCUUAAGUCUUACUAUCUGUAACAAGUAGGUCCUUUUAGUAUAAAGUUCAGUCACACAAAAUUGAUCUAGUUCAAACUGUCAGAUCUAACUCAGCUCAACAUUCAGCACUAUGAGAAUCAAUGCAAAUUUCCUACUCGUGUGGGAUUAAUGAAGAAUUUUUUCAUGUACUUGUUCACUCUUUCUCUUGCUCAUUGUGCUGGAAGGACUUUGCAGAAAACUGAUGUUUCUAAAGCUCUGGAAAAGCUUAACUGUAGUGAUAUGUUAGUGAGAGCUGAAUUUCUGCACAACAGACCUUUUGACACCAAACUAGUUCAUUGAGAUCAGGGUUAUUGCAAUGUCAACUCAAUUAACCACAUGCGUGCCACCCUUUCGUAUAUGUUCAUUGCCACAUUUCCUUAAGGCAACUCAUUGUAUUAACAAAUAAGAAAAUGCAGCAUCACACAGAAACGAAAGCCAGAGAGGUACCCCUAUGGAGGACCUACAUUAUACAACAAAAGGAACUGUGGUAAACAGAGGUUGUAUAAGAAAGCCAAGGGUUACCAAAGCUAUUUCUUUAUACAUGAGAAAAAAAAUACAUUACAAAUAGGAAUGAAUUUGAACAAUUCCUGAAGUCCUUCAUCAAAGGGAAUUUUGUUAGAGGAUAAAAUAAGGACUGUGAGAUUUAUUAUGAUUUGUUUGUAUGUAUGUAUGUUUGACUGACACAAAAAAUUUAAAAAGUAAAUGUAGGUUAUUUCAGCAAACUGGAACAUAUGUAUGCCAUUUGACAAUGGUAGUAUUCUGAAAAAUGUCCCUCUUCCUUCCUGCCAGAUCUCUUUACUGUGUUCUUUACUGAAUUAUUAAUUUAAUGAGAAAUGCUUACAAUCAUAUGAUUUGGUUCUGUUUAUAAUGUUAUUUUUAAGUGUUUACUUGUCUUUUUUAUAGUAGGCUUUAUUCUUAAUUCUAAAUCCAGAGGGCAAAAGAUGAGUUGCCUAAUAUGUAUAGCCUAAGAUCAAUAGAGUGGUGCUCACUCAUAAACCUCAUUUGAGGAGCUGGUGAGUGUGCUGCCAAUGCCUAAAAUAGUUUGGGAAGUAGUGUAUUUCUUUUCUAAUUUUUAAAACCUUGAAACAAAUGGGCAUUGGGUCAGUAACAGGGGAGUGUUUUAAGCAUAUUUGCAAAAAUUAAAGAAACCUUUGUUAAAUUACUUUUUACAAAUAUUUGACUUAUUUCUAAAAAGGUUAAGAUUGUUUCAACAAAUUUAAGAAAAAGAUGUGUGUUUUUUUUUUUGUAAAGAUACAUUUGACUUGUAAAAAUGCAGACCUCUAAAUUCUUAAAUGUAGUGUUUGUCUACUCUUUUUAAUCACUGUUUCUUCUCAUUUUUCUUUCCAAUUUACAAACUCUCACACAAAGAUCCCUUUUCUUAUUUCACUGGAAAUAAAUAUUUUGUGUAUAAGGCUUGAGAUUUGAACUUACAUAUAAUGCAGCUAAGAAACUGGUGGUAACAUUUUUGAAAUGUUAAAACUGAAGUUUGUUCUUACCAAAAGAAAAAUAAUAACCUUUGCUUGAACUGAGUUUGUCCUAAAAUGCUGAAGAUGAGUUACCUCAGAUAUUAUAUAGUAAGCUGUCCUAUCAAAAUUUAACUCAAAUUCAAAAUUUUAAAUCAAAUUUCGUGAUCACUUAAUUUUAUUCUAAGUGUCCUUAUAAACAACUUGAUGACUUCUAGCAUUUGAAUGCCUUUCAAUUGCUAAUUUAUCAAUGAACAUAUGUAGCAUUUUAAAUGCAUUCUUUAACAAAGAGAAGAGGUUGCACUGGUUCUUUGAGAUAAAAAGUAAAUGAGAAGUGAGUGUAUUAUUGCUGUCAGUUAUGCUAAUACUAACAAGAUUUAGUUCAAAAAUGGAAUUUUUGUAGUAACAUUUUACUAAACAUACAUAGUUUCCACUGAAGAAACAUUGCCAAAUCCUCCAUUGCCAGGUACUCGGAGAAUCACAGAAAUCAGACCCUAAUAUGUAUAUCAAAACAUACACUUAAGACUAUACUAAUCCAUGAAUCCGUUUUUUCUGCAAAUGAAUUUCUGUUCAUUCUGCUCAGUAUUGUUCAUCAGGAUUUUAUGUAACCUCUGUCAAUCCAUAUCCGUAUGAAACAUGAAAUUCUGCACACAACUCCCUUGCUACCAUGUUAACAGAUAUUAGGGAUGAUGUGGAUGUUUUCUUAUGAUUGAAUAGUCUUUUGGGUUUUCCAUCUUAUUGAGGCUUCAGACAUCACCAGAGUAACCCUUAAGGCACCUGAAAAAAUGGCACUCGUUUGGAUUUCCUUCUGAUAGAUAGCAAAUGCUGCCAAUUUGUGGCAUGGGGUAUUUUGUUUCCAAAGGCUGACCUUAUCUUCCUGGCACAGGAAACUGAGAAACAUGUUGCUUUGGCAGUGUGCUUUUGAAGUCAGCUCAGCUAGAUUGCUUGGCUUACCAAUGUUACUAAGAACAAUCAAAGCAGAAAUUCUGUUCUAAAAAAACCUAACAGAUUCUUUUCUCAUUCAGUUAAGUGAACAUCAAAAUUGCACUACUUGAUGUACUGAGUUGUUAGCAUUUAUUAAAGGCUUACAGGCACUCUGCUGCCAGAUUUCAGGUAUAACCAGAAACGUUCCCUCAACUUCCCUAGAAUGCUAAGUGACUAGUGGCACAGCAUGAAUGACAAAAGUAUGUGCUUCAUUUAACUCAUCUUCAACUCGAAAGUAAUCUCAAAAGGUUAUCAGUUCUUAUAUAAUUUGGAGUAUUUUAGGACAAACUAGCUAACUGUAUUUUCAUUAUUUUGUGACUAGAAUAAAGGAUUAUGUUCACAUAAAUCCACUACAAAUAGGGGAUUUUUAUGUUGGUUAAAAUAGCAGCAAUGUAGCUGUGUAAGAAAAGGAAAAUAGUUUGAGGCAAAGCAUUUGUCUAAUGUAGAUGGAGAGUUAGUUAUUAGUAAAUGCUCUUCUGGUUCUGUAAAAGCUAGAGGCUUUUCAAUUUUACGUCAAUGUUCUUUACAGUUAAGGAUCUAGUGUUGCCAUAAUAAGGACUGUAAGUGCCCAAUAUGUUGUGUUUGUUAUGAAGAAUUGACUUCCAGCUGUGGGUGACAGCUAGUUACGAAAUCAUGAUGUACAUUGACAAUUUUCUCAAUGAACUGUGAGCGGUGAUUGUUUCGGACUGUUGGUGGAGAGUAUGAGAAAGGUAUUUGUGCUACAGGAUAGGAAGGUUCCUCACUGGUUGUGUUCUUUCUGAUGAAUGUACAGCACUUCGGUUGAUGUCUGUGAGCAACACGGCCUUAACCCUAAAACUUUUUGCUUUGGCUUUAUGACAUGGGAAUGUUCCCUAAACUGCACAGCGUAUGGCAGUAUCGCCACAUUAGACAUCUCUACCCAUUGAUACACUGCAGCUUUCCAGUUCCAAGACUCUGUCUUUCCUCUUCAUUUUUUUUAAAGCUUUUUGUACAUUCCACCUUUUUAAGUCAGUUUCAUAUGUUUUGUGUACAUGUAAGUCUUGCACUCUCUUGAAACUUAUGAUGAAAUACUAUCCUCACCUGGUUUUGUUUCAUUGUUUUUACUUUCUUUUUAAAUUCCUGUGAGGCUAUAUACAAACUUUGUCUCCUUAACAUUGAGUAUGAAAGAUGAACAUCAAAGUGUUUGUGUGUGUAUAUAGUUUUAGCUUCCUGUGUGCCACGGCAUUCUUAAUGCUUUAGCAGAUGGUAGAAAUAAAAAGUACUCUGCCUUGGAAAUGUAGGAAAAUCAGUCAAAUGUGUACUUUUACCACGCACAAAAAUUUCAAAUAAUAAAAAUAAAGCUUGUUUCCUCUGUUA